Vitis vinifera (wine grape) is the source of this 1689-nucleotide messenger RNA. Its product is annotated as photosynthetic NDH subunit of subcomplex B 1, chloroplastic. Gene Ontology annotation, cellular component: NAD(P)H dehydrogenase complex (plastoquinone); chloroplast. The transcript has 6 exons. Bases 121 to 1521 code for a protein of 466 amino acids. The record is from RefSeq and is a predicted model, not a curated record. NCBI's taxonomy places the organism in Eukaryota, Viridiplantae, Streptophyta, Magnoliopsida, Vitales, Vitaceae. Gene Ontology annotation, biological process: photosynthetic electron transport in photosystem I.
UACACAGUUGGAAGCUCUUAUCCAACCGUCUUCCACACAUUCGAGACCCGACGUUUGUUUUUCUUGCCAACACCUUCCAAACUCAACCCAACCACACAGUGAAGCGCCACCAGCUCCUCCAUGGCCACACCUUAUUUUCUCCCCAACUCCAUUUCACCUUUCCUCACAAACCCAUCUUCAUCUCUUCCAAUCCACUUCACCAAAUCGUCCUUCUUCACCUCUCCACAACCCUUGCCUCCAACCACAAAACCCGGUUGCCGCAUUCAGCUCAAUGCCACUCCCAAAAAGAAAAAUCCCUGGCUGGACCCUUUUGAUGAUGGAGAAGACCCCAAUAUGGAGUAUGGAUCACUCUUCGCCGAUGGCAAACAAGAGGAGGACCCCAGGCCACCCGAUAACCCAGAUAAUCCUUAUGGUUUCCUCAAGUUCCCAAUGGGGUAUAGUGUGGAGAUAGCCUCAUUGGCCUUGAAAGUGCGAGGAGAUGUUCGACGUUGUUGUUGUGUGAUUUCGGGUGGCGUUUAUGAGAACUUGCUCUUCUUUCCUGCCAUACAGUUGAUUAAGGAUAGGUACCCUGGUGUGCAAGUGGAUAUAGUGGCGUCCCCGCGUGGGAAGCAGACGUAUGAGUUGAACAAAAAUGUGAGGUGGGCUAAUGCCUAUGAUCCUGAUGUUGACUUCCCUGAGCCUGCCGAGUAUACUGACAUGAUCGGAAUUCUUAAGGCUAGGUACUAUGAUAUGAUCCUAUCGACCAAACUGGCAGGGCUUGGCCAUGCUGCAUUCUUGUUUAUGUCAACAGCCCGGGAUAGAGUUAGCUACAUUUAUCCUAAUGUGAAUGCUGCAGGAGCUGGUUUACUCCUUUCCCAAACUUUUACACCAGAUGGUAUGAAUCUAUCAGAGGCUGGAUAUAACAUGUACCAUCAGAUGGUUGAAUGGUUAGGGAGACCAGCUCGGAAUGUGCCAAGGCAUCAUGUGCCUCCAUUAAAAGUUUCCAUUUCUAGGAAACUGAAGGAGGUUGUAGAGGGAAAAUACAAGGCUGCUGGUGCUGAGAAAGGGAAAUAUAUUGUGAUUCAUGGAAUCGAAUGUGACUCAAAGGCUUCAAUGCAAUCUAAAGGGGAUACUGAUAGCUUGCUACCCAUCCAAAAAUGGGCUGAAAUAGCAGACACUAUUAGGGGAAUUAGGCCAAUCUUUGUCAUUCCGCAUGAGAAAGUAAGGGAAGAAGUGGAAGAAGAAGUUGGAGAAGAUGCCAGCAUAGUGUUCAUUACUACCCCAGGACAGCUGGCUGCUCUUAUCAAUGACUCCCUUGGGGUAAUAACCACAAACACAGCUGCUGUUCAGCUUGCCACUGCCCGUGAAAAGCCCUGCAUUGCAUUGUUUUCUUCUCAACAGAAAGGAGAACUAUUUGUUCCCAAUGCACAAGAGAAGAAAUGCUUAAUUGUUUCAUCCAAGACAGGGAAGUUGGUAGACAUUAAUGUUGAAGCUGUUAAAAAGGCAACAGAAAUUUUUGAUGUGUCCUUGGCUCUGGCCUAGAUGAAGAAGAGGAUCUUUUUUCAGUUUCCUUCUUCCGGUAUAGCAGGGCAGACACUGGGUUGUAUAAUAGAGAAACUGUCAUUGAUAUAGUUUGUUUGUUCAGGUUGGCUAAGCAUGACCUGGCUCCCAGUUGGGUUGGUUUAACCUGUAUCCAUUCAAUUGCUUCAA